CCACAGUCAGGUGUUGGUCCAUUGUGUGUCUGGCGGCCACAGUGUGAGUUUUGAAUUUGUCAUGCAAACACCAGGCAGAUAUGUUAACCAUCAAAGUGGUCACAACUUCUCAGUAGACAUGGUGGACACCCAGCAGCUCCUAGCCUGGCCUGUUGGAUUCAGCCUGAGCGCCGUGGACCUGUCAGAGCUGGACGACAGCUCCCACUCCCUCGACAUGAAGCAUUUGUCCACGUUGGACUACGCCUCCAUCUCCUCCUCCUCCAUCCCGUCCUCCCUGUCUCCCCCACUCGUAUCCUCCGUCUCCUCUGCCGGCAUGGCCUAUGACCCCAGUCCGCCGCAGAACGAAGAACCACUGACCAACAUGGACUACACAAACAUGCACAGCUACAGGAUGGAGCCGGACGCACACAAUUUGAUCAAGCUGGAGCCGGAGUCGCCCCCACAGUACUCUGACAGUCCCGUGUUCUCCAAGCUCCAAGACGACACGUCGCCGGCAGCGCUAAACAUCGAAUGUCGUGUGUGUGGAGACAAAGCUUCGGGGUUUCACUAUGGCGUCCACGCCUGUGAGGGCUGUAAGGGUUUCUUCAGACGCACAAUCAGGUUAAAGUUGGUGUACGAUCACUGUGAUCUUCACUGUCGCAUUCACAAGAAGUCCCGCAACAAAUGCCAAUACUGUCGCUUCCAGAAGUGUCUCAAUGUCGGCAUGUCACACAACGCCAUUCGCUUUGGCCGAAUGCCCCAGGCUGAGAAGGAGAAACUGCUGGCUGAGUUCUCAUCUGACGCGGUGCACAUGCACCCGGAGGCGGCAGAUCUGAGGGCUUUGGCCCGGCAUCUGUACGAGGCCUAUCUGAAAAACUUCCCCCUCACCAAGGCCAAGGCCAGGGCCAUCCUCUCUGGGAAGACCGGAGACAACGUGCCUUUUGUCAUCCAUGACAUGAAGUCUCUAAUGGAAGGAGAGCAGUUUAUUAAUUGUAGGCAGAUACCCAUCCAGGAGCAACAGCAGCAGACAUCUGCCCUAACAGCUGGAUUUGGAGGUAUCACAGGAGCUCAUCCGGGGUCAGAGUAUGGCUUUUUGGGAAUGACGAGCAUCAGCGGACAGGCACCGUCAGACGCUUUGGAGCUGCGUUUCUUCCACAGCUGUCAAUCACGUUCGGCCGAAGCAGUGAGAGAAGUGACAGAGUUCGCCAAGAAUAUCCCAGGAUUCAUCGAUCUGGAUCUCAAUGAUCAGGUAACUUUGCUGAAGUACGGUGUGAUCGAGGUCUUAAUCAUCAUGAUGUCGCCUCUGAUGAACAAAGACGGGACCCUCAUCUCCUACGGACAGAUCUUCAUGACACGGGAGUUCCUCAAGAGUCUCAGGAAACCGUUCUGUCAAAUGAUGGAACCAAAGUUUGAGUUCUCAGUCAAGUUCAACACGCUGGAGCUGGACGACAGUGACAUGGCGCUGUUUCUGGCUGUCAUUAUCCUCAGCGGGGACCGCCCCGGCCUGCUGAACGUGAAGCCCAUCGAGCAGCUUCAGGAGACGGUGCUCCAUUCGCUGGAGCUGCAGCUGAAGCUAAAUCACCCGGACUCUCUGCAACUGUUCGCCAAGCUGCUCCAGAAAAUGACUGACCUGCGUCAGAUCGUCACCGACCACGUCCACCUCAUACAGCUGCUGAAGAAGACGGAGGUGGACAUGUGCUUGCACCCACUGCUGCAGGAGAUCAUGAAGGACUUGUAUUAGAAUUCGGCAGGAGAAAAAAAGGACAAGCAGAGAACAGAGAUUUUAUUUUUAAAAUCACGACUUGUGAAAUUAUAAUGAUGAAGCACUUUGUGCUGCCGGUGUGUUGAAAUAAAGGGAGGUUGCCAGACAGGCUGACUGAAAUUGAGAAAGAGAUGAGGAAGAACAGGAAAAGAGAAAUCAAGGAAAGAGAGACAGAAUCUGAGUAUUCGAUCUUGUCUAGACAGCAGCAUGUGAAUAACUUGUGGCGCACAGUCAUUUAGCCACUGCUGAGCGUGGACGUUUUGCAAACGAGUGGGCUGCCAACUUAAACACGAAACUACCACCUAUUGCAGCGAUCGGGACGAGCGUCUGUGACUAACUGAAAGAGCGUGUUCUUAUUGGCAAGCUGAAGCUUAAAAUGGCGAGUGCUCAACACAGCCUGCCUCAAGUGCCUUCAGGAGAAAUCACUGUGAAUAUUCUAACACAGUGUGUUGUUCAUGUGCAGCUUAUCUACAUGUUGCGUUACAACCGUCACAGGCAGCAGCAGCAGCAGCAGCAGCAGCAGCAGCACCAGCAGCGUGUACGUGCUUCAAUACCUCUGUGAAGGCACACAAAUGCAUGAAUGCUGACGCGCACACGCACGAAACAAUGCACAGACAGUCAUUUUCUGUUUUGGCAUCAGGGUGCUAUCUCUUUUUAAUCAGCUUUAUCCAAAUCAGAUUAUUGCCUGUAACAUAUUUUAGACUCGGCCACCUGCAGAAACUGUGAGAAAGUGUGAAGCCAACGAAAGGCACAUUACCAUGACAAUGUUUGUGUAAAAAAAAUUAAAAAAUAUAUGCCAUAUUGUGCCUUUUAA
This is a messenger RNA of Sebastes umbrosus (honeycomb rockfish), 2555 nucleotides long. RefSeq names its product peroxisome proliferator-activated receptor gamma (gene pparg). The record is from RefSeq and is a predicted model, not a curated record. Bases 62 to 1720 code for a protein of 552 amino acids. Gene Ontology annotation, biological process: regulation of lipid metabolic process; cell differentiation; positive regulation of transcription by RNA polymerase II. Gene Ontology annotation, molecular function: nuclear receptor activity; RNA polymerase II cis-regulatory region sequence-specific DNA binding; zinc ion binding. NCBI's taxonomy places the organism in Eukaryota, Metazoa, Chordata, Actinopteri, Perciformes, Sebastidae. Gene Ontology annotation, cellular component: nucleus. The transcript is spliced from 9 exons.